Molecule: messenger RNA, 750 nt
Organism: Suillus plorans
Lineage: Eukaryota; Fungi; Basidiomycota; Agaricomycetes; Boletales; Suillaceae
Exons: 3
Coding region: 168-635 (155 amino acids)
Source: RefSeq, a predicted model, not a curated record
CGUAUCACAGCUCAGCCCGUUACAUUUCAAUCUCAAUCGCUGGUCUAUGGCUGCGCGCACGAGUUCGUCGUCCGCGUUGCCAACAAACCGGACCGCCUAUUUCGUUUUAUUUGCAACAACAGCACCCCCGGGUUAUGUGAUCAAGCAUCCUUUCACACCUUUGUAUCAUGAAGGAACUACGCAGACUUGAAGUACUAGAUCCGUCGCUUAUACUACAUUGCACCGUUGUCCGCGUAUACCUCGUCUCCGCCGACACGUGUGUCUAUCCUUCUCGGGUGUUUAACACGGCAUUCUUGAAGAAAUAUCCAGGGUCGCAAUGUUUGCGCUGGUGUUGCGUCAUCAAGCAACCAUUUAUGGGCGAACUUGCGAUCAGAGGCAUCGUGAAGCUAUUACAAGGCCGCAUGAUGUCUUACGAAGGUUGUGGGAAAAGAUCUUCAGAAAUGGAAGAAGCUAUCUGCGCAAUGUUCAGAUGGUACCGCAACGCGCAUUUUUCCAUUGCCUAUCUCCAUCAGUUACCGACGCCGUCUGACUUCAUCAUGGAUGAAUGGUUCAUGAGGGCGCGGACCCUCCAGAAGUUUCUCGCUCCACAUACGAUGAGGUUCUAUCAUAGAAAAGUGGAACUCACUGGCAAUUAGAGAAAUAGUUUCACGCCCAUAUUUUUCCCGCAUGAAAAGAUGGUGCAGGCAUCGACCCGAGGACGGGUGUUGAUGAGAAUGCUCUUGUUCUCAUCGGUGUUUGACCUGAGCAUCA